Molecule: messenger RNA, 600 nt
Organism: Cyanidioschyzon merolae strain 10D
Lineage: Eukaryota; Rhodophyta; Bangiophyceae; Cyanidiales; Cyanidiaceae
Exons: 1
Coding region: 1-600 (199 amino acids)
Source: RefSeq, a predicted model, not a curated record
AUGACUAUGAGCGUUCCAGUGUUUGCUUGUUUGUCACGGGAGCAGCCAAGGACUUGUCAGAUUGUGUGCGGACCCAGUACAUCACAUAGAUCCCACUGUCGAGUCAGUAGUUUGGAGUUUGAUCCAGUUGAAACCGGUCGAGGACGGUCGUGCGUGCGAACGCCGUUCGCGUGGUGCGGGGUUCUCUCGUGGCUUGUGGCUGUGCUCAUUGGGACCAGAGCUGCGGUUUCGAGACGUCUUGAUGUAUGGAAGUCGUCCAGAGAUCGACUGGGACUCGCGUACGCUGCCUCACGGAGUCCGCGAGCCAGCAGCACCUCUGCCACUGCGACGGUGGCGAACGUGGGUAUUGCCGGCGCCGGGGCUCCGACGAGCGCGUUGGCGGCGACCUCAGCGUUGAAGAGCUCACCGGCGGGGCCAGCGGCGGCCGUACUCACGGCAGCCGUGUGGAUGCGUUCACGUCUCACGAUUCUACUGGUGUUGGUGCCGUGUACACUCGGGGGUUGGUUGCUGGUCGAGGGUCUGCGCGAGUUCGAGAAGCGAAAGCCGGUUUGGCGAACUGCGAGUCCGGAUGUGGCCACCAGAGAUCAAGGGAAUCAAUAG